AUGAUCAUGAAAAUGAGAACAUGGCCUGCAACCAGGUCACGAAAGCAGCUAAAAGAAGAUUCGACUCGCUGCUACUUGAUGGAACUACCAACUGAGCUGCUGCUGGAGAUUACUUCCCAUUUAACGUUGAUCCCGGAGGCUGCAUUGGCCUUGUCCUGCAAGCGCAUGUAUUGCAUCUUCGGGGAAAUCUUGACUUCGAAAUCAUUGCGAUUUACUCGCGACUUUGCACCACUUUUCCAUCAUUAUCGCAAUGGACACAACUUUGUCACACCUCGCUGGCAGUUUAUCAACUUGCUGGAAAACCCUCGAUGGCGUGCAUGCUCUAGAUGCCUCAAGUUACAUCCACGCUCCGCCUUCUCCUCUCGCGAGCUCAGACGCAAGUCAGAAACCCGUACCUGCAAUGUGGGUGAAUUAGCAGGCAUUGUGGAUCUUUGUCCCUGCAAGAAGAUUACAUUCCGCGAUAAGCGCGAUCUAAUGGAUCAGCUGCGAGUGCGGAAGAUUACACUCAACGCCCUCAAGACCGAAUUCGGUAGUUUGGUCUCAGAUAGCUACUGCUGGCACACAUGCACCGAGCAAUAUGGUCCCACAGAGUUGAAAAUUUCUUUGUUUCCUGAGCUUAAUGAAGAAGACCAGUUGGUCAUGCGCACGGAGUAUCAACUCACCACCGAGUCCGGUCAAGUUGGGAAGGAGGAAUAUAUGACUCCUCGGUUUGGCUGUGCGCAUCGUUCUGUCGACCUUUGGCUAUCAAGCGUUCACCAAACAACUAUCUGUCGCCUCUUUGAAUCCGCUUGUAGUUCCUGCCAACGGAUCUCAGUCUGCGCUGCUUGUAAUACCACACUCAAAUGUUCUCGAAAACAGCCGUCGAGUACACAUCCCUCUGGCAAAGUGACAUAUUUAUUUAAUACUGAACGAUGUCUUGGGGGUGACGGGCCUGGUCCUGAUGCCACCUGGGCCGCACAACGAAUUCAUCCAGCGGAGCCGACAGUUAGCGUGGAGAAUUGCAAUGAGCUUUGUCCUUGGACGGUUCGAGAACAUCCACCCAUGGCAUUUUCACCUACCAUAGGCGAUGAGGUUGUCUCGCCAGUCAUCGAUGAACGACCGUUAGACUCAUUGUACUCAUCGAUUCGCAUGCUGUAA
Penicillium malachiteum is the source of this 1137-nucleotide messenger RNA. RefSeq lists its product as uncharacterized. The transcript has a single exon. The record is from RefSeq and is a predicted model, not a curated record. Bases 1 to 1137 code for a protein of 378 amino acids. NCBI's taxonomy places the organism in Eukaryota, Fungi, Ascomycota, Eurotiomycetes, Eurotiales, Aspergillaceae. Gene Ontology annotation, molecular function: protein binding.